AAAUCAUUUUUUGAUCACCACAAAAUGGACAGAGCUAGGGGCUCUAAUCUGCAGAACAACAACAGUAAGCAGAUUGAAGAACAAAGAAUUCAAUCCACAGCCAUUGUCAAGGUACAAGAACCGAGCAUCAAGAUUGAGCCAACAGUUGGUGGACAGUUGCUCAGGAAGCUCUUUCAAAUCAUCUUCUACAUCCAAUUGUUCUUACUCUCCAUCUUGAUAAUCGCCUUAACAAUCCGUGGCCUUAUCUACGCCGCCGGCGGUACCGAUCGUUUUGACCCGAAGCAAUGGUACCCUCCACUUCUUGUUUCGAUAGCUUCAGGUGGGAUUGUUUCUUUUGUAUGGCAAUCAAUCGCCUUCCACUAUCCAUCAAAUUCCAUUAAAUCUGCCUUCUGGUUGACUCCCUUGCUAACGUGUGCACUCGGUGUGCUCCAUAUAUUGAUCGGUUCUUCGUUGAGUUUAGCCGCCGGUACGAUUGCGAUCGUUUCGGGUGUGAUCCAAUCCCUCUAUGCUUGUUGGGUGAACUCCAGAUUUGACUAUGCGUCCAAGAUCCUUGAAGUUUCCACAUCGGUUCCACCUGAUAAAACCACUGCGUUUGUAAUUGUAUCCACCAUAACCUGUUUAGCCUACUCCUCGUUCUCGGUAGCCGGAAUCGGAGGAGCAACCGCCACCGGGACCGACUUAGACGUCCUGUUCAUUGUACUCAUCCUGCUCAGCUUCACAUGGAGUAUGCAAGUGAUAAAGAACAUGCUGUAUGUCACAAUCUCACGAGUCAGAUACAUGACUUUCGCUUGUGGAGUCGAUACCGACACUCGGUCGGCUUUCCGCGACACGCUCAAGCAUUUAGUGGGAAGUGUAUGCAUAGGCUCGGCCUUUGUUCCGGUUAUCGGAACAAUCCGUGGUUCGGCCCGAGCCGUGAACUUGGUUGCAGGGGACAAUGACGAGUUUCUGUUCUCAUGUGCCGAUUGUUACUCAGGAUUUGCCUCAACUCUCAUAACAUAUGGGAAUCGUUGGGGCUUUGUUCAUGUAGGGGUUUAUAACAAAGGCUUCAUACAGGCAUCGGCCGACAUAUGGGAAAUGUUCAAAAGAGAAGAACUGAUAACAUUGAUCGACUCCGACCUCACCGGUGUGUUCUGUUUUCUCUCCGGGGUCACGGUCGGUUCAAUAAGCGGCAUUAUCGGAGGAACAUGGGAGCUCAUAAUGCACAAGAGCUAUGCUACAGAAGUGUCCAUCUAUGCUUUCUUCAUCGGCUAUUUCAUGUGUCGGAUAGCAUUGGCCUGGCAACAAGCGAGUGUUUCGGCAUACUACGUUGCUUACGCCGAGAACCCUCAGAGCGCUCGAUUCGACGCAACGAUCCCUGUUCGCCUCGAACAGCUUCAUAGGUUUAAAGUUUAACUGUCCAUAGGGUACAAUGUUUACAAUUUUGGGGGAGCAACAAAAUUACAAUUCUUAUCUGUAAAUACCGUACAUUACUUUUAGUUCUUUUUUAAAAGAAGAAGUGGAAUAUAUGCUCAUUAUAGACAAAAGGAAAGCAUUGUUCUGCCA
Molecule: messenger RNA, 1542 nt
Organism: Hibiscus syriacus
Lineage: Eukaryota; Viridiplantae; Streptophyta; Magnoliopsida; Malvales; Malvaceae
Product: protein PNS1-like
Exons: 3
Coding region: 25-1392 (455 amino acids)
Biological process (GO): transmembrane transport
Cellular component (GO): membrane
Molecular function (GO): transmembrane transporter activity
Source: RefSeq, a predicted model, not a curated record